GGAUGAGAAAGUAAACUUGUUGAAUUCCUUGAGGUUUGUGCGUAAAAGGAUGGCUCUGGCAGAUGCGCUUCUGCCGUCCAUUGCUGGCUUUUCCAGCAUUCAGGUUUUGGACGAGAAACAUGCUGAAAUCCUGCGAGAAUGGUCCACUGAUCAACCCGAGAUCGGGACCAAACCCCGCGUCGAAGUCGAGUUCAGCAUCCUCGAGUCUCCGCCACUGACCAAGGACGAGGACGAGCUGUCCAGGUUCCUAGAUCUCGAGUUUAUUCUGUCGAACUCGAUGGCAUCCCAGAACGAGGGUCCCUCCGUAACCCCGGCGUAUCCGCUCCCCGAAUCGCCUGAAAGCUGCGGCACGGCGUACGACGGUGCAGAUUCAUCGCACGGCCUUGUAGCCGAGCUUCUAAGCCCAGACAUGGGCUACCGACUCGACACGACUCAAGACUACAACCCAAAAGGACAUUUCGAUACACCGGAAUACACCGACCUGACCAUGCUGGACACCAGAAGUCACGCGCACUUGCACCUCGCCCCUCCGCACGCGUCCGCGUACAAGAUAAAGACCGAGCGCCGCGAGCAGGCGUGCAUGAUGCACGCCACCGACUACAUGGGGCACUUUUAUGUACAGAAGGUUCACAGUGGGGGGCCUGUGCAGCCCUUCGUCCAGCACGACGCGGCCCAGGAGGUGAACGCGCACGUGGCUCAACAGCAGCAGCAGCAGCAGCACUAUGGGUACCCACCGCAGUAUCACAGCGCGCAGCACUACCACGGACAGUACGCCGUUUUCACGGAUGCCAUGCGGGCCCAUCACCCGGGCAUGCCAGGCGCAGUGCUCACGCCACCGUCGUCGCCGUUGCUCGAGCUCUACGGCACGGAGGAGAGCAGACCGAAGCGGGGGAGGCGCGCGUGGGCACGGAGACGCGCCGCCACGCACAGCUGCGAGUUUGCGGGCUGCGGGAAAACCUACACGAAGAGCUCACACCUGAAGGCGCACAUGCGGACACACACUGGUGAGAAGCCGUACCACUGUACCUGGGAGGGAUGUGGCUGGAAGUUCGCCCGUUCCGACGAGCUGACCCGCCACUACAGGAAACACACAGGACACAGGCCCUUCCAGUGCCACCUCUGUGAGAGGGCAUUCUCCCGGUCCGACCAUCUGGCCCUACACAUGAAGAGACACAUGUGAAAACAUGUCUUCUUUUAAAGGACAAUUUAUAUUUUUAGACAUUUAAUUAGAGAAGUGGUCCAAGGAGGGGAAAAAAAAAAAGUAUACAUAUUUUCCUCUUUACCUCACAUCAAUAUUUAACUAGUCUUGCACUGGAGCUCCUUUAUCUGAUGUACCUAAUGCAUAAUGGAAGCUCAUGACUACUAAUUAGUAUCACCAAAACAUAUGUAUAUUAGUUGUUGUUUUUUUCUUCAUGAACUACUCCUUUAAGAAUAUGCCUGUGUUUUGGACAGCAGGGUUGUAUAUAUGACUAAGAUUGUGUCAACUUUAAAUUAUAGCAGUAUUUAAGAAGAGGAGAGAUUUGCUGGAAAAAAAAAAAGAAAAUAAAUUAUUUUCGUGCAAACUUCGAAGACAGCUUUGUAAAGAAACAGGGCAGGACCCAUAUUUUUUGUAUAUAUUGCUUUUCGUCUUCAUGCUUUCAGGCUGAGGCAGGGGAAUUUGCCAUUUAGGGGUUUAUAGUAGAAUUCAGGACUUCUUACACCCCUUUUUGUACAAUGAAUUGUUAUAUGAACUGUUCAUAUAAAUUUCAGUGUGAAAUCAUGGACUUUCACUUCAGGUACUCAAGCUAAUUUGUUUUGUUUUUUUAAUCUAAGUGAUAUGUCUGUGCAAAUAUUUUAAACCUUUUAUA
Silurus meridionalis is the source of this 1847-nucleotide messenger RNA. RefSeq names its product Kruppel-like factor 17 (gene klf17). Gene Ontology annotation, biological process: regulation of transcription by RNA polymerase II. The record is from RefSeq and is a predicted model, not a curated record. Bases 50 to 1180 code for a protein of 376 amino acids. The transcript has 3 exons. Lineage: Eukaryota; Metazoa; Chordata; Actinopteri; Siluriformes; Siluridae. Gene Ontology annotation, molecular function: DNA-binding transcription factor activity, RNA polymerase II-specific; RNA polymerase II cis-regulatory region sequence-specific DNA binding.